Diceros bicornis minor is the source of this 2531-nucleotide messenger RNA. It is a transcript of the gene SLC7A9, whose product is annotated as solute carrier family 7 member 9. The coding region runs from base 135 to 1823 and encodes 562 amino acids. Lineage: Eukaryota; Metazoa; Chordata; Mammalia; Perissodactyla; Rhinocerotidae. The transcript has 12 exons. Gene Ontology annotation, cellular component: membrane. The record is from RefSeq and is a predicted model, not a curated record. Gene Ontology annotation, biological process: amino acid transmembrane transport. Gene Ontology annotation, molecular function: L-amino acid transmembrane transporter activity.
GCCAUUCCCAGGGCGCGACAGUGCAGACGCAGGCGGUCGGCCGCCACGGGCAGCUCCCCGGCUCUGCGAGGUCAGGAAGAAGAGCAUUUGCCGAAUCAAGGCCCGCGCCCUCCUAGAACCGGCAGGAGGGAAAAAUGGAGGAGACCAGCCUGAGAAAAAGGAGAGAGGAUGAGAAGUCUGUCCAGAGUAAUGAACCCAAGAGCACAACUCUCCAGAAGGAGGUGGGCCUGAUCAGCGGCAUCUGCAUCAUCGUGGGCACCAUCAUCGGCUCGGGGAUCUUCAUUUCCCCCAAGUCUGUGCUCCGCAACACGGAAGCCGUGGGGCCCUGUCUCAUCAUAUGGACGGCUUGUGGGAUCCUUGCAACACUGGGCGCCCUGUGCUUUGCGGAGCUCGGUACGAUGAUCACGAAGUCGGGGGCCGAGUACCCUUACCUGAUGGAAGCCUUCGGGCCCAUUCCUGCCUAUCUCUUUUCCUGGACCAGCCUGUUUGUCAUAAAGCCCUCGUCCUUUGCCAUCAUCUGUCUCAGCUUUUCUGAGUACGUUGCUGCGCCUUUCUACUCAGGCUGCGAGCCUCCUCAGGUUGUCGUGAAGUUCCUGGCCGCUGCUGCCAUCUUGCUCAUCACCACGGUGAACUCGCUGAGCGUGCGGCUGGGCAGCUACGUCCAGAACGUGUUCACAGCGGCCAAGCUGGUGAUCGUGGCCAUCAUCAUCAUCAGUGGACUUGUCCUCCUGGCCCAAGGGAAUACAAGGAAUUUUGAAAAUUCUUUUGAGGGCACAAAACUGUCUGUGGGAGCCAUCAGUCUGGCAUUUUAUAAUGGACUCUGGGCGUACGACGGCUGGAAUCAGCUCAAUUAUAUUACAGAAGAACUUAGAAACCCUUUCAGAAACCUGCCCCUGGCCAUCAUCAUCGGGAUCCUGCUGGUGACAGGGUGCUACAUCCUCAUGAACAUUUCCUACUUCACUGUGAUGACCGCAACCGAGCUCCUGCAGUCCCAGGCUGUGGCCGUGACCUUUGGUGACCGCGUUCUCUAUCCAGCCUCCUGGGUCGUCCCGCUCUUCGUGGCCUUUUCAACCAUCGGCGCUGCCAACGGGACCUGCUUCACGUCGGGCAGGCUUGUGUAUGUUGCGGGCCGGGAAGGCCACAUGCUGAAAGUGCUGUCUUACAUCAGCGUCAAGCGCCUGACGCCGGCCCCUGCCAUCAUCUUUUAUGGUAUCGUAGCGACUAUUUAUAUCAUCCCUGGUGACAUAAACUCUUUAGUCAAUUACUUCAGCUUCGCAGCGUGGCUGUUUUAUGGCCUGACGACUCUAGGACUGAUUGUGAUGAGGUUUACGAGGAAAGAACUGGAAAGGCCUAUCAAGGUGCCCAUUGUCAUCCCCAUCUUCGUGACUCUCGUGGCUGUGUUUUUGGUGUUGGCCCCAAUCGUCACAGAACCCGCAUGGGAGUACCUCUACUGUGUGUUAUUUAUGCUGAGUGGCCUUAUAUUUUACUUCCUUUUUGUCCACUAUAAGUUUGGCUGGGCUCAGACAAUCUCAAGUAAGUAUCAACAGAGGGACUGCUCUGCUGUUUGUGGAGCACAGCGAGGCACAGCACUCUGCAGCCUCAUCUGUCCUGAUUCUGCCAAGACUUUAUCACAGCAUCUCAUGCAGCUAGCCAAUUUCACCUUCUCUUUGGGAGGACAGAUGACCCACUCCCCCCAGUGUGAUGCCUCUGGGGUCCACAUGUGGCCUCAUCCUCUGUUCCCAUCAAUUACUGUCAGAAAUAGGAAGGCAAAGCACUGUUUUCUUUUUUUUCAUCGUAAAAUACACAUAAAAUUUACCAUCUGAAACAUUUUGAAGCAUACAGUCCAGCAUUGAUAAGCAUAUUCACAGCACUGUGCAUCCGAUUUUCAGAGCACCACUUUCUUUUCCCCGAUACACAGACAUCAUCUGGGAGGCUCAGGAGCAUCCCAGAGGCACCCAAAACUGACUGAGUUGAGACGAGACCUGAGUCUUCCAAUGCCAAGUCCACAGCUCUUGCUUUCCACUCAGCAAUUCUGGUUCCUCAUCUAUUUUAGGACAAUUGCUGCUUAAAAGUUUAGCUACAUUAGCCAAUUUCACUUUGAAAAAGAAAGCAGUGGUGCCAAAGUGCAUCUAAGAGACACUGAAGUACCCCUGUGUCUGCACUAUACUCACAAUGCGUUACCCUGUACUGCAGAUUAACUGCAAGAAACUCUGCUUACAGAAGCCUUCCAGGCUCCUGAACACCCUCACCAGGCCAACAGCUGAUCCAUGGCCUGUUUCCUGGUCUCCCCCUCCCUGUGCUAGGAGUUCCCAGAAGGCAGGAAUUGGACCUGGGCACAAUUUGAUCCUGGAUCCAUACAACAGCUGCUUAAUAUUUAUUGAGUAAAUGUGAUUAAAAGUCUGCCUCUUCCCUUCUCCUUCAGCUUGUCUGAACUGGGAAGUACAGCCAUCCCCUCAGGCACUCCUGUGUGGUUUUCACGUAUGUACAUGCAAGUUAGGGAGACGACAAGGUACGAAAGGGCAAAACCCAAC